AUAGCAGCACCACUCCUGAACUGACCAAUCACAUGGCUUUGUGAGAGAAUGACUUGUCCAGGUAAGCCCAGGACACCCAGACAUAGGACAAGCAGUCAGCCAGCCAGCCAGCACAAACAGCCAACAGUGUCUGAGCCGGUCUGCUACCACAGAGGGAUGACCGCUCCGAGAACCACACAACACUAACACCGAGGGAAAGGAAACUUUGCAACAGGACAAUGGAGAUGAACAAACUCAGAGUUUCUCCGCAGCAUCAAAUGAACUGUGCGUGAGGCGGACAGCACCUACAGCCACUGGCGAGCGGCGAGCCUGUCUCUCUCUCUCUGCGUCCCUCUCUGUGUUUCUCUGCGUGCUCUGUGCCGGGUGAGUUUUUCCCCGAGCCACAACUGAGGCACUGGACCUGCUGAGGAGUGACCGGCGCGGGCGCAGGAGGCAGAGGAGGACCGGCCCCCUAGGCGAGCGGUUCGACCCCAGCGGGGGCAGGAGAAGCCGCAGUCGGGGCAGGAGAAGCCGGAGCCGGAGCCGGAGAGUCACCCGGAAGUUUGGGGAGCGUCUCCGCGGCGUCAUGCGUACGGCACGGCGGGCGAGCGCCGUCGAGGUGCCGUCUUUCUUGCGCCAGCUGGCGCGCGAGACCGAGCGCAUGGUCACCUUCUUCUUCCGCAGCGGCAUCGGGUCGCCGCGCGACAGCAGCGGAGAGGACGAGGAGGACGACGACGGCGGCAUGCCCAGCCCUUACCUGGACCGGCCCGUGCUGACCAAGCACACGGCCGAGGGCGGCAACAGGUGGGGUACGAAUUACGCCAUGGCGGGCAUGCAGGGCUGGAGGGCGCAGAUGGAGGAUGCCCACGCCUGUGAGCCCGAGCUGGACGGAGAGCUGGAGGAGUGGGGCUACUACGGCGUGUUCGACGGGCACGCGGGCACCACGGUGGCGCAGUUCUGCGCCCGCAACCUGCUGCAGCACAUCAUGGCCACGGAUGGCAUUAAGGCGGAGGAGGACCCCGUGCAGGUGAAGGAGGGGAUCCGCGAGGGUUUCCUGGCCAUCGACCGGAGCAUGCACGAGAUGGCGCGGCGCGAGACCUGGGACCGCAGCGGCUCCACGGCGACUGCGGUCAUGGUCUCGCCGCGGCACAUCUACUUCAUCAACUGCGGUGACUCGCGCGCCCUGCUGUGCCGCUCCGGCCGCGUCCACUUCUACACGGAGGACCACAAGCCGUGCAACCCACGCGAGCGCGAGCGCAUCCAAAACGCUGGCGGCUCAGUGACGCUGCAGCACGUCAACGGCUCGCUGGCCGUCUCGCGUGCCCUCGGCGACUUCGACUUCAAGGAGGUGGGAUGGCGUGCACAGACCGAGCAACUGGUGUCGCCCGAGCCCGAGGUCUAUGAGCUGGAGCGCUCCGACGAUGAUGAGUUCCUCGUGGUGGCCUGUGACGGCGUCUGGGACGCCCUGAGCAACGAGGACCUGUGUGCCUUCGUCCACUCCCGUCUGGAGGUCUGCGAUGACCUGCGAGAGGUCUGCACGCAGGUCCUAGACCUCUGCCUCUACAAGGGCAGUCUGGAUAACAUGAGCAUCAUUAUCAUCAGCCUCCCUGGCGCCCCCCAUGUUUCACAAGAUGCACUGCAGCGUGAGGCCGAGAUGGAACAAAUCAUUGAUGUGAAAGUGGGAGAGGCUAUCCAGCUCCUUCAGUCCAGAGAUGAGGAACCUGAUCUGCUCUUUGUCAUGAAGUUCCUGACGGCCGAAUACAUCCAAGGGCUGCCACCAGGGGGAGGCAUCACAUGCAAGAGAGACUGCAUAAUAGCUUCGUAUCAGAAACACGCGGCCGCAUGCAAGGCUCAAGAGCCCAUGGACACUGGAGGCUCCGAUGAUUCCAACCAGAGCAACUAGAGGCAGUUCCCCUGGAAACAGGAUCAGAGGCAUCAUGUUUCCAUGGCGACAUUUUCUAUGCUGUUAAUCCACAGAUUUUCAGCUGACACCAGAAAAAAAUUCUCCAAAAAAAAAAAAAAGAAACAAAAAAUAAAGAGCAGCCAACUUGUACCAGAGAGCGACAUUGCCAACAAACCACUGAUACCACUGGUGCAUCCACUUCACACAUAACACUGGGCCUCCCCACAGCCUCGCACUCCAAUAGAAGACUAACCUGUCUUAAAGCUCAGUGCCUGUUUAGUAGUAGGUCUGUGACCACCGCAGACAUAACACACACACACACACAUAACACACAAACAUAACACACACAGAUAACACACACACACACACACACACACACACACACACACACACACAUAACCACCACCUGUAGUCUGUCAGCACACUGCUGUGCUUUGUCUCUGUAAAAGCACCUCUGAUCUGAACCCCUCACACUGGCCCCAUCCUGCUACAGCUAACGCUUCAACCAAAGGACUAUUGAGCAGCACAGUCUUGCGUCCUCAGACAUACAGUAGGAGGGAGACGUGCUACUACUGUAGCAAGACAGCUUAGACCCCUGGGAGCUCUUAACACUCUCCUAAGGUGCAGGAGAGGUGGUGCAGCUACUCCUGCAGAGCUUGACCGGUGCCUGUUUAGCACCAUUACACGUACACACACUCAACAAAUUAAUCUACACUUAACUUUGACACCAAGCUGCGAUGUUUGGAGAUAGAGUAACAGACUAGCACACAUGUUAUAGGGGUAAUGGGGUGGGGGGAUAAUUACGUUUAAAGCCUCACACAGGGUAAACACUUUGCUGGGCCAUGUGGACAUGAGAA
Alosa sapidissima (American shad) is the source of this 2739-nucleotide messenger RNA. It is a transcript of the gene ppm1na, whose product is annotated as protein phosphatase, Mg2+/Mn2+ dependent, 1Na (putative). Gene Ontology annotation, cellular component: nucleus; cytosol. The record is from RefSeq and is a predicted model, not a curated record. Gene Ontology annotation, biological process: protein dephosphorylation; positive regulation of canonical NF-kappaB signal transduction; negative regulation of canonical NF-kappaB signal transduction. NCBI's taxonomy places the organism in Eukaryota, Metazoa, Chordata, Actinopteri, Clupeiformes, Clupeidae. Gene Ontology annotation, molecular function: protein serine/threonine phosphatase activity; magnesium ion binding; manganese ion binding. The coding region runs from base 566 to 1882 and encodes 438 amino acids. The transcript has 6 exons.